Molecule: messenger RNA, 2535 nt
Organism: Puma concolor (puma)
Lineage: Eukaryota; Metazoa; Chordata; Mammalia; Carnivora; Felidae
Gene: HLCS
Product: holocarboxylase synthetase
Biological process (GO): protein modification process
Cellular component (GO): cytoplasm
Molecular function (GO): biotin--[biotin carboxyl-carrier protein] ligase activity
Source: RefSeq, a predicted model, not a curated record
CGCGUCUUCUGCGUCGGCGAGAGCGAGUUUCCAAUCUGGACUCAUUUACUUAAAAUAGAAUCCUUUAGAUUAAGGAUUUUGGACAUUCAAAAAUAUCGAGAUUCCAUUGAUGACUUGAACAAAUGGGCCCUGUUUCUUGUUUCUCCUUUUAUACUCGAAGCAGAACACAUCGCAUUUGUGACUGAGAGCAUCUGGGUGCAAGGUGAGACUUUACAGAGACCAUCUUCCUCUUCAGAAAGUAUCGUGAAGUGGUCCGACUGUUGUUUGCCAUUAGCUUGCAGACCUGGGGAUCCUUACCAAUUAAUCGCUGAAGCAAGUGUGGACAACUUCAGCAAGCUGGGGGUGGCGUUCAUGGAAGAUAGACUCCAGAUGGCUGAUGGACUGGUACCCCAAAAGAUCGUUUCAGUGCACUUGCAGGACUCCACUCUGAAGGCACUUAAGGAUCAGGCCUCAAACAAGCAAGCUCAGAUCCUACAGCAGAAUCCUGAACCUUCCGUUGAGAGUAAGCCUGAGCCAGACGUUAUGGAGCACGUUGGUGGAGAUGACCUCAAGGUCCUUGGUGCACAACCCACAGAAGGGAAAGAUGGUACCUCUGGCCGCGAGCCUGCUGGGGAGGGUGACGUAGGAGUGGGCUCCAUCGAGCACUGUCACCUCCAUCUGUCUAGUUGCCAUGAGUGUUUGGAGCUUGAGAAUAGCACCAUUGAAUCUGUCAAGUUUGCAUCUGCGGAGAAAAUUCCAGAUCUCCCGUAUGAUCACAAUGGCACUUUGGAGGAUGUUGCUGAUGACAUCUGCCUGGACAGAGAAGGGAGGAAAGUCAACAUCACGGGGAGGGCACCCAAUAUCCUCUUCUACAUGGGUUCUGCCUCCCAGGAAUCCCUGGGCAGGUUCCAGGAGGUCCGGUCCGUUCUGGCUGACUGUGUGGACACUGAGAGCUAUACACUGUACCCCCUGUCAAGGGAAAGUGCUCUCAGAGACCCGUGGUCGGACAACUGUCUGUUGUUGGUCAUUGCCACCAGGGAGGCGAUUCCUGAAGAUCUUUCCCAGAAAUUCAUGGCCUACCUUUCUCAGGGGGGGAAAGUGUUGGGCCUGUGUUCGCCCUUCACGCUUUCUGGCUUUCAGGUGACGAGCAAGAGUGUGCUGCGGGAGACAGUCCAGAACUUGGUUUUCUCCAAGGCUGACCAGACCCACGUGAAGCUCAGUGUCCUGAGCAGUGGCUAUGUUUAUGAGGAGGGCCCUGGGGGACAGCUCAGCCUGGGCAAGCUCCAGGGUCACCUGGAGAAUGAGGACAAGGACAGGCUGAUAGUGCAAGUGCCUUUUGGACCACGUGGAGGAGAAGCUGUUCUUUGCCAGGCGCACUUAGAACUACCUCCCAGCUCUUCAGUGGUGCAAGCCCAGGAAGAUUUUAAUCUGCUCAAAUCAAGCAAUAUGAGAAGAUACGAAGUCCUUAGGGAGAUCCUGACAACGCUAGGCCUGAACUGUGACCUAAAACGAGCUCCUGCCUUAACGCCUCUGUACUUACUGCCUGCUGCCGAGGAAAUCUGGGAUCCUCUUAUGCAGUGGCUGGGGAAGCAUGUGGAUCCUGAAGGAGUAAUCAAGUCCAGCAAGCUCUCCCUUAAGUUUGUUUCAUCCUACACGUCCAACAUAGAAAUCACCCCAUCUGCUCUACCCGUGGUGACUGACAUGGAGUCCUUCUUAUCAGAGAAUUUUAACUUACAGAUCUACCGACAAAAUCUGCAGACAAAGCGACUUGGAAAAGUAAUUCUGUUUGCCGAAGUGACGCCCACCACGAUGAACCUUCUGGACGGGUUGAUGUUUGAGAUCCCGCAGGAAAUGGGGUUAAUAGCCAUCGCAGUCCGCCAAACACAGGGCAAAGGGCGGGGAUCGAAUGCUUGGCUGAGCCCCAUGGGAUGCGCCGUGUCCACCCUGCUCGUCUCCAUCCCGCUGAGGUCCCAGCUGGGACAGAGGAUCCCAUUUGUCCAGCAUCUGAUGUCCCUGGCCGUUGUGGAGGCGGUAAGGUCCAUUCCUGAGUACCAGGAUAUCAACUUACGAGUGAAGUGGCCCAACGAUAUUUAUUAUAGUGACUUCAUGAAGCUUGGUGGAGUUCUGGUUAACUCAACGCUUUUGGGAGAAACAUUUUAUAUACUUAUUGGCUGUGGAUUCAACGUGAGUAACAGUAACCCCACCAUAUGCAUCAAUGAUCUCGUCACAGAAUACAAUAAGCAACACAGGGCAGAGCUGAAGCCCUUCAGGACCGAUGAUCUCAUCGCCAGAACUGUGACCGUGCUGGAGAAACUGAUCGACACGUUUCAGGACAAAGGGCCCAAUGGCAUUCUUCCCCUUUAUUAUAAGUAUUGGGUACACAGUGGCCAGCGGGUCCGCCUGGGAGGCCUCGAGGGCCCGGAGGUGUGGAUAGUCGGCCUAGAUGACUCUGGGUUCCUUCAGGUUCAGCAGGAGGAUGGUGAGAUCGUGACGGUGCAUCCAGACGGCAACUCCUUCGACAUGCUAAGAAACCUCAUCAUCCCCAAACAGCAGUAG